Molecule: messenger RNA, 1209 nt
Organism: Lachancea sp. 'fantastica'
Lineage: Eukaryota; Fungi; Ascomycota; Saccharomycetes; Saccharomycetales; Saccharomycetaceae
Source: the annotation of a GenBank genome assembly
AUGUCUGAACUGCUGAAAACUUUGGGAACAGAGUACCAGAAGCUCAACGAUGGGGCCGCAGAAGGUCAAACCCAUUUGAAAAAGUGUUUGGAAGACACCCAUGAGUUUAAGAUAAACGUCAAAAAACUGAAAGGUUAUCUAGCGAAACAAAUUCAGGAAGAGGGCCAGCAGGAUGCACACAACUCAGCUAAACUUGUGAAAAAACGACAGGUUGCAAUUGACAAACUCAACAAAUUGCACAAUAAUUGGGACAGCGGAGUCAAAAAGAGUAUCAAGCUUGCCACGCAACAACAAUCCCGCUUUCAAAAAAGUGCCCUGAACAAGUUAUACGACAUCGACCUCGAUAAUGUCUACACAAACCAGUUCCCAUCCAGUGCACGCAAAUACGUCGAACAGGCUAUAGGACUGCACAUUUCGCGAUACAACGUGUGCGACGUGCCCGAACGGGACUCUGGAGCCAUGGUAGAGUAUCUCGAACACGUUUACGGAGUGGAUCCUGCGGUAUCUACUAACUUCGUGGAAAUGGGACAAAUCUUGCGUGAACUGCGCCAAGAUAACCUAGAGCCAUGUAUGGCGUGGUGCUCGCCGGGUUCAGACCUCGAGUUCGAGCUCCAUCUGCUCAGGGCCAUGUUUUUAUUGCAAAGCGGCGACAAACUCGCCACCUACCAGUAUUUGCUCAAGUAUAUACCUGGAUUCCUCACAAAGACGCAGAAACCGUCCCUGCGACACCGAGUGGCACCACUACUGGCUCAGGUGGUCGCAACGCCAAAAGCCGGGGUCAGCUUAGACGACCAGCGGAAUAAAUGCGUGGACUUAUUCACGCAUGAGUACUGCGCCCGCAACAGCCUCCCGUUUAAUUCGUCUCUUUUCCUGGUGGUCAUGAGCGGUAUCAUCUCUUUCCAAUUUUUCAUCAAGUACAGAACGCUGCAGGCAGCUCGCCAUGUUGAUUGGAGCACCGAGAACGAACUACCUUUCAAUGUCAAACUGCCGGAUUUCUUGACGAGCUUCCAUCCCGUUUUCAUUUGCCCUGUUCUCAAAGAAGAGACCACGACAGAAAACCCGCCCUUUGCACUUCCCUGUCAUCACAUCAUUUCAAAGUUCAGUCUGGACAAACUCAGCAAAAAUGGAACCUGCAAUUUCAAGUGUCCCUACUGUCCAGUCACUGCAUCACGCUCCAAGACUACCAAAGUCAAUUUCGUGAUUCUAUAG